CUGGCACUCACUGUCGCCGCGGGGCGGCCUCCCUCUACGUGAUCUGAGCAUCCUUCCGGAGGCCAACAGACCUCGGUUUAGGGGUGGCUUCUGAGCUUGCCUCAGUUGGCGCAAAGGAAGGACCAGAUUGCUGCCCCUAAAGUGCGUAAAGUGGCAGACGCUCAAGCGAGCCGCCAUAGGGACGGACGCCAGCACACGUAGUGGCCGGGGCGAGCAUCGCUGGCUCUGCCGGGAGGCUCAAGCCAGCAGCAGACAAGCAAGCGGCCAACCUCGCUGCCUUUCUGACUCCUCCGGCGUUGGGGAUCGCAUAGGGCGGGACACGGGUGACCGGAAGUGGGAGCCAUGAGCAUCUGAGGCGCAGAUGCUGGAGGCGUUGGCUGGACCACCGCUGCGCACGCAUGGCGAGCGCUGGGCGUCGAGCUGCGUACCUACAGCUAACCUGGGCACCCGGGCUCUCUGGGGCGGGAUCUUUGCAGAACCCACCGCUCUCCAGGGGCAUGGGAACAUUGACUCUAGAUCAGGACCCUGCUGCCAAGACGCUGUCGCACGGCGCCCGGGCCUGCCCUACUGGCCCGUGAAUCCCUGGAGCCCCCGAGAGACUUGGUGACUGGGGCGAGCGGACGAGUGCGCACGCGCGGGGCCGCCGUUGACACGUGGCAGGGAGCAAAGGCGUCUCUGCGCGCGCGAAGCACUGUAGUCUUCUCUAAGACCGCGGCCCAAGUGACCCUCCUUCCCUCCGAGUGUGAUAAAAGCUGGUGCCGUGUUGGGAUUCGCCUUGCCGCCCCCACUUUCCUCCCCAUUACUCAGAGCAGCCAGGGAGGGGCCAGCGCGCAUGGGUCAUCUUGGAACAGACCGACCUACCUAGAGUCCCUGCCCUCUGUCAGCUUAUUGGCCUCUCCCUGCAGCUGGUGUCAGUGGCAGCAUGGUCUUCUGUUUGGAAAACGAGAUGCCACACCGCCUGCUGGGAAGCGCCAUGGUCCACUUCCAUACCUCGGAAGUCCAGCAGCUGCUACACAACAAGUUCGUGGUCAUUUUGGGGGACUCCAUCCAAAGAGCUGUGUAUAAGGACCUGGUGCUUCUGCUCCAGAAAGACACACUGCUCACAGCUUCCCAGUUAAAAGCCAAGGGGGAGCUGAGCUUUGAACAGGACCAGCUGGUGGCUGGGGGCCAGCUGGGAGAGCUGCACAACGGGACACAGUACCGCGAGGUCCGCCAGUUCUGCUCUAGCUCUGGCCACCACCUUGUGCGCUUCUACUUCCUCACCCGAGUUUACUCCGAGUACCUUGAGGACAUCCUGGAGGAGCUGUCAUAUGGACCGGCCCCUGACCUAGUGAUCAUCAACUCCUGCCUCUGGGAUCUCUCCAGAUAUGGCCGCUGCUCAAUGGAGAGCUACAGGGAGAACCUGGAACGAGUCUUUGUACGAAUGGAUCAGGUUUUACCAGACUCUUGUCUGCUGGUGUGGAACUUGGCAAUGCCUCUGGGGGAACGUGUCACUGGGGGUUUCCUCCUGCCAGAGCUCCAGCCCCUGGCAGUGUCUCUGCGACAGGAUGUGGUUGAGGGGAACUUCUACAGUGCUACACUAGCCGGGAAACACUGUUUCGACGUCCUAGAUCUCCACUUCCAUUUCCGGCAUGCUGUACGUCACCGUCAUCGAGAUGGUGUCCAUUGGGACCAGCAUGCACACCGCCACCUCUCGCACUUACUUCUGGCCCACGUGGCCGAUGCCUGGGGUGUGGAGCUGCCCAAACAUGACCGGCUGCCAGACCCAUGGAUUGAGGACUGGUCAGAGAUGGAUCAUUCAUUCCAGGGAAGCCAUAAGCAGCCCCCAGACUUCAGGGAGAAGCUGGCCUUGUCCCUGCUCCCACCUUUCCAUUUGCCUCCUCCCGUGUCUUUUCCUUACCCACUUCAGCCCUCACCACCUCCCUUGUUCCCACCCCUGCCCCAGGAUACCCCCUUUUUCCAAGGCCAGCCCUUUCCACCCUAUGAAUUCAAAUACAAUGCAAUGGAGGACUUCUCAAUGCCAGGAUGUGGCCCUGGAAUGAACUUUGUGCCUGGCCCCCUGCCACCAUCAGUCUCUGGCCCUGUCUCCCAUGGUCAACACCGGGGCCCAGUGGUCCACCGGGGCAAGCCACGUUAUGUUCUGAACAACCCCUACCAUGUACCAAGAAUUGGGGGUCCAUGCAGGCAUCGACUCAGACAUUCAGACAGACUGAUCCACACAUACAAACAGGACAGGCGGGGACAUGCCCAUUCGGGAACAUGGCCUGGAUAGGCAGGAUCUUAAGAUGAAGCUAGAGAUACCAGUGGCCCUGGAGAGGCUGUCUGGUAGCCUAGCUGUUAGGCCGGGGUGUUCUUGUCCAUUGCUGAUAUCAAUAAAAGCAUGGAAGGACA
Mus caroli (Ryukyu mouse) is the source of this 2391-nucleotide messenger RNA. RefSeq names its product PC-esterase domain containing 1A (gene Pced1a). The record is from RefSeq and is a predicted model, not a curated record. NCBI's taxonomy places the organism in Eukaryota, Metazoa, Chordata, Mammalia, Rodentia, Muridae.